Messenger RNA from Alternaria atra, 1071 nucleotides. RefSeq lists its product as uncharacterized. The coding region runs from base 1 to 1071 and encodes 356 amino acids. Gene Ontology annotation, cellular component: nucleus. Gene Ontology annotation, biological process: mitotic sister chromatid segregation; kinetochore assembly. The transcript is spliced from 2 exons. The record is from RefSeq and is a predicted model, not a curated record. NCBI's taxonomy places the organism in Eukaryota, Fungi, Ascomycota, Dothideomycetes, Pleosporales, Pleosporaceae.
AUGGCGCAAUCACAGAGCAUGGCUUUCAGAAAGAUACGGGACUAUGCAGAAGAAGCUCGUGGGCUGGAGGAUGAUGUUGUAGACUUUGACGCGUCCAGUACUGAGGCGCGUUUAGAGCAGACGGUGAAGGAGCUGCAAGCACGCGUGCAGGAACAACAGGCCGCGCUUGAGAAGCUGCGAUCCCAACCAGAGGUUGAUAUAGCGGCUGCCGCUUAUGCAUCGGAAGAUCCGCGCCAAAAACUGCAGCAACUCAUCGCCGUCAAAGACGCGUAUAGACGCUUGAAGCUAACAGCAACAUUUUUACCCACCCAAGGAUCAGUUCUGCCUGCACUACUAGCAGCACGUACACUUCAACAGAAUGUCCAAGGAACCAAGGAGGCCAUCGCCAGCACUCAAAUCAAACUCGACGCAAAAGAAGCCACGCUUCGCCGCGAAAAAGCCAAUUUACGCGAUGCCCAACUUCUCACUCACUCAAUGGAGAAUCGCAUCGAACAACUCCGUUCUCAGCAUCAAGACCGUGCACAGAAGACUCCUGCCCAACUCACACUAGAACUAAUAGCAGCCAAGCGCGCAAAGAAGGAGAACUACGACGCGGAGAUGCAGCGUCUGGGCGAGGCAAUGAACGACUUCAUCAACGACUACCUUUCCAGUAUGCUCGCAGCAGAGGAGCUUGGCGGGCCUGUAGUAGGCGACAUGCUCGAUAUAGAAGAUAAUACGCUUGCUGCCGGCUUCACAAAGAAAGGGCGCCCGAAAUCAUCCAAGAAGCCAGCCUCAGACAAUACACGACAGCGCAGGAUUGACCAAAUCUGGGGCAAGAAGGUUACUCUUGAAGCAGGAGAAGAGGAAGAAGAGCCGCCUACAGAGGCCGAAGCUGCAGAUGCGGAGAUGCGACAGUUGAUUGAGAACCUGUUUGCUACUCUGAUGGGACCGGGAGGUGGAAAGGCAUACUUUCAACUCCAGAGAGACUCUGCGGCUUCGAGGUUCUUAGUCAGGGCGAAGAUUGCGCAGUUCCAUCCGAAAGAUGCAAGGAAGCUUAGGUUGAUUGACUUUGGACGAGAGUUGGAUGAUUGA